Molecule: messenger RNA, 402 nt
Organism: Emericellopsis cladophorae
Lineage: Eukaryota; Fungi; Ascomycota; Sordariomycetes; Hypocreales; Bionectriaceae
Product: ethanolamine utilization protein
Exons: 2
Coding region: 1-402 (133 amino acids)
Source: RefSeq, a predicted model, not a curated record
AUGGCCCGUUUGAACAUCAACUUGGUCGAUACUAUCAUGGCUUCAGAAGCCACUGCCUUCCAACUGUACCCGCAAGCCCAGUCAAAGUUCGAAAUUCCCCUUCUGGCUGGCGACAAUGCCUACCUCGGCGAUGUCUUCAGCAGCGACAAGACCUCUCCAACCCCCAUAUCGUGUGGCUUCUUCCGCCUGACACCAGGCGAACCUCUGGUGUACACCUACAAGUACGACGAAAUGAAGAUCUUCCUUGAAGGCGACUACACAAUCACCGACGCGACUGGGCAGACUGCGGAGGCCAAGGGGGGAGAUGUCGUCUUUUUCCCCAAAGGAUCGACGAUUACGUUCACAACCAAAACGGGUGGGAUGGCGUUUUACGUUGGCCAGAGGAAGAUGAACGACUUUUGA